CCCUCAAUGUUCAAGACAAAUCUACGCCCUUGGUAGUGCGCAUGCAUUUCUAGAAAAUUCUUGAGUCGGUCUUCUUUGAGCUUAUGAGUCAGUCAGUGUUUUGGUCAGGGGAUUAUAGCGUCACCCGUUGGAAGAGCUUAAUGAAAGUGAGGUGUCUCUGCAUUAGAAGUCUGCACUUCCUUGACCGCUCACUACAAGAAGCUGUUUCACAACUCUUAACCGUCUUCACAUCACAGAAGUUUCAGAAUGUCUCAACAGAUCAGCCUCCCAGCCAAACUGAUCAAUGGUGGCAUUGCGGGCAUCGUUGGGGUCACUUGUGUGUUUCCCAUUGAUUUAGCCAAGACCAGACUACAGAACCAGAGACAAGGCCAGCAAGUUUACAAGAACAUGAUUGACUGUCUGAUCAAAACGGUACGAUCUGAGGGAUAUUUUGGCAUGUAUAGAGGUGCUGCGGUUAAUCUGACAUUGGUCACUCCUGAAAAGGCCAUCAAACUGGCUGCCAACGACUUCUUUCGGCAUCACCUUGCCAAAGAUGGGAGAGGGCUGUCUGUAUUUAAAGAGAUGUUGGCUGGAUGUGGUGCUGGCAUGUGCCAAGUUGUCAUUACUACACCAAUGGAGAUGCUAAAAAUUCAGCUACAGGAUGCUGGAAGACUAGCUGCACAGCAGAGAAAGCCAGGCAUCCUCUCUCCCAAAAGACUGGUGGCCACAAACACAGUGUUGAGUCGCUACUAUAAUGUCGUGCCCAGCUCUGCACCCAGGGCCAUAUCUGCUACCCAGAUCGCAAGAGAGCUGCUGCACACUCAAGGCAUUCAGGGUCUCUACAAAGGCCUUGGCGCAACUCUACUGAGAGAUGUGCCCUUCUCAGUGGUCUACUUCCCUCUCUUUGCAAAUUUGAACAAAUUGGGUAAGCCCUCCCCUGACAGCGUGGCGCCAUUUUAUUGGUCGUUCCUGUCUGGUUGUGUUGCUGGUUCCACCGCUGCUGUGGCUGUUAACCCAUGUGAUGUGGUUAAAACCAGACUGCAGUCUCUGAACAGAAGUGCCAAUGAGGAUACCUACAGUGGGAUAAUUGACUGUUUCAGAAAAAUUAUGAAGCGUGAAGGGCCAUCUGCUUUACUAAAGGGGGCGACCUGCAGGGCUCUAGUCAUUGCACCGCUGUUUGGCAUUGUGCAGGUCAUGUACUUUAUCGGGGUUGGAGAGUUUAUCUUGAGCCAGUCCCCUCUAAAGCUAAUCUCUGACUGAAUACACCCCAGUACCUCUCCAAGAUUCAACUAAGUGUAUGGCAGCUACACAACAACCAACUGUACAUUUACAACCAAGAUAAACAUUAAUCAAGAUUGUACAGUUGCUGUGGGAGGGCCAACUUUACACUGGUUAUGUAAGAGUUUUUCUAUCCUUACUGCACUUCCUGUGGUUUACACUGCUUAUUUGAUGAGCUGUGUGUGGCCAGAAUUUGCACUUGUUGGUAAGGAUACGUCUGGACAAGGGCGUGUAAGAUGUGCUUACAUUUUCAAGAAGCAUAUAUGAAAGUGUCCCCUCAGUGAGGGAGACUGGUGUUGUUGUAAUGACACUACAUUCAACAAUUAUAGAUUUUGUUGACUUAUUUUCAUCAAUUCACUUUCUACAACCCUCUUUUUGUAUGUAUGUAUGUGUGUGUGUGUGUGUGUAUAUAUAUAUAUAUAUAUAUAUAUAUAUAGUAUGUAUAUGUGAUUUGUUUCCAUGUACAAGGAUUUUCUGUUUCUGUCAAUGAUACAACUUUCAAUGUUUAAACAACUGGGUGUUCAGGAAGCUUUUCAAAGCAUUCAGACUUAAAUUGUUAUUAUUUUUUUAGGGAAUGUCAUGAACUUUCAUUCCACUGCAUUUCAUUCCAUCAAACACCCGCCAACUGUUUCUGUUCUUGAGAUGGUUUUGGGGAGACUACAACAAGGCUCCAUGGCCUAAAAUGUGUUAACCAGGAUUACCUUGAUGACUCCAAAACCAAGAUACAUUUAAUUUAUGCCACAUAUAUAUGCAAUUUUGUUACAUUGACAAUACGCAUCUUGUUUUUCUUUUUUUUAGAAAAAGCUUUUGUUGAAUUAUUUUGUUCUCUGGGAUUUUGAAUCCCAUUUCAUGUUGUUUGCCUUAAACAUGGUUGACAAAACUCUGCACAGGGGUUGGAGGGACUCAAAAGCUAGAUCUUUAAAUGCUGUAUUGUUUUUUCCAUCCAAUACUACAAUAUCCACAAUAUGUCACUUCAAUGCAACAUGUAGACUCAACAUUGCAAAAAUGAAUAAAAAAAAUGUCAACA
Messenger RNA from Xyrauchen texanus (razorback sucker), 2284 nucleotides. RefSeq names its product mitochondrial glutamate carrier 1-like. Gene Ontology annotation, molecular function: L-glutamate transmembrane transporter activity; L-aspartate transmembrane transporter activity. NCBI's taxonomy places the organism in Eukaryota, Metazoa, Chordata, Actinopteri, Cypriniformes, Catostomidae. Bases 247 to 1239 code for a protein of 330 amino acids. Gene Ontology annotation, biological process: malate-aspartate shuttle; aspartate transmembrane transport; L-glutamate transmembrane transport. The transcript is spliced from 10 exons. The record is from RefSeq and is a predicted model, not a curated record.